Messenger RNA from Oryzias latipes (Japanese medaka), 6165 nucleotides. Its product is annotated as 1-phosphatidylinositol 4,5-bisphosphate phosphodiesterase delta-3-A. Lineage: Eukaryota; Metazoa; Chordata; Actinopteri; Beloniformes; Adrianichthyidae. Gene Ontology annotation, cellular component: plasma membrane. The record is from RefSeq and is a predicted model, not a curated record. Gene Ontology annotation, biological process: intracellular signal transduction; lipid metabolic process. Gene Ontology annotation, molecular function: calcium ion binding; phosphatidylinositol-4,5-bisphosphate phospholipase C activity.
CGUCUGCGCUCCUGUCUUCGACGAUCACGCGCCAUGCUGGGAGCCAGGAGGAAAGACGCCGGGAAGUCCGAGACGACGGCCAUCGACCCCCUAAGAAACCUCGGAAUCCAGGAGGAUGAGGAUGUGAAGAAGAUGCUGCAGGGCUCCAGCAUGGUGAAGGUUCGCUCCCCACGUUGGCAGAAGCGCAGGACUCUGCGGCUGCUGGAGGAUGGAGUCACUGUGUGGUGCCAGUCACACAAAUCAUCCAGCCGGGCCAAAGAGCAACAAUCCUUCUCUGUCAUGGAGGUGGAGUGUGUUCGCGAAGGCUGCCAGUUGGAGGCACUGCGCCACAUGACGGGCUCCGAAUCCACGAAGCGGUGUUUGACAGUGGUUUUCAAGGGACCACGUAAGAGUCUAGAACUCCUCUGCCAGAGCGAGGAGGAGGCUCAGCAGUGGGCCCGUGGCAUCAGGACCCUGCAGGAGCGGAUGGACAAUAUGACCCACAAGGAGAAACUAGACCAUUGGAUUCAUGCUUACCUGAGCCGGGCAGACGAGAACCAUGACGACAAGAUGAGCUACGAGGAGGUGCAAAGACUGCUGCGCAUGAUCAACGUGGACCUGAGCGAUCAGUACGCCCGCAGCCUUUUCCAGAAAUGUGAUCACUCUGCUGAUGGCCGCCUGGACCAUGAAGAGAUUGAAGUCUUCUGCAGGGAGCUGUUACGAAGACCAGAACUGGACACCAUUUUCAUCCAGCACUCGGCAAACGGCUGCGUGCUCUCCACUGUGGACUUGAGGGACUUCCUAAAGAAGCAGGAGGAGGACUGCUCUGUGACUCACGCCCAGAGCCUCAUCCUUACCUACGAGCUCAACGAGUGGGCCCAGAAGAACCAUCUGAUGACUCCCAAUGGGUUUACCAUGUACAUGCUGUCCAAGCAGAACUGUGUAUUCAAUCCAGAUCACGCCCGGGUCUACCAGGACAUGACGCAGCCAUUGGCUCACUACUUCAUCUCUUCAUCUCACAACACCUACCUCACCAAGGACCAGAUGACCGGGGACAGCAGCACUGAGCCAUACAUACGAGCUCUGAGCCAUGGCUGUCGCUGUGUAGAGCUGGACUGCUGGGAUGGAGAUGGAGGGGAGCCUGUCAUCUACCAUGGACACACCCUGACCUCCAAAGUGCCCUUUGUUGACGUCAUCAAGAUCAUCAAUGAGUACGCCUUCAAGGCGUCCUCCUUUCCUCUGAUCCUCUCUCUGGAGAACCACUGCUCUGUGGAACAACAAGCUGUCAUGGCCCGACACCUGCGCUCCAUUCUUGGGGAGAAACUACUGCAGCGGCCUCUCAGCACAGAGAAGUCCAAAUGCCUUCCUUCCCCAGAGGAUCUAAAGGGUAAGAUCCUGGUGAAGGGGAAGAGGGAAGAGUCAGCAGAGGAGUGUUCCUCCAGUUCUUCAGACCUUAACUCUUCAGAUGACGAGACCAGCGUGGCAGAAGGGAGAUCCAAGAAGAAGAAAGAUGGCAAAAAGGCUGGUGUGUCAAAGCUGAAUCCAGAGCUGUCUGAGUUGGUGGUAUACACCCGCAGCGUUCACUUUAAGGGUUUUGAUCAAGCUGCCAAAAGCUCGCCACUCCAAAUGUCGUCCUUCUCUGAGAGAGAAGCACUCAAGCUUAUUAAGGAUUCUGGGGUCCUCUUUGUGCGCCACAAUAGUCACAAGCUCAGCAGGAUUUACCCAUCUGGCCAGCGCCUCCAGUCCUCCAACUACAACCCUCAGCAGAUGUGGAAUGCAGGCUGUCAGAUCGUUGCUCUGAACUUCCAGACACCUGGCGAGCUGAUGGACCUGAACCAAGGCCGUUUUCUGCAGAACGGUCUGUGUGGAUAUGUUCUGAAGCCUCCUUUCAUGUGCACACCUGACAGCACCUUCAACCCUGAAAACGUUGGAGGAGGCCCCGGUCACAGACCUAUCCUCCUCACCAUUCGGGUCAUUUCAGCUCAGCAGCUCCCAAAACCAGAAUGCGACAAACCUAGCUCUAUUGUGGACCCUCAAGUUUGGGUGGAGAUUCAUGGAGUUCCUAUUGACAACAACAAGGAGAAAACUCAUUAUGUUGAGAACAAUGGCUUUAACCCACAGUGGAACUGCACCUUGAAUUUCACCGUCCAUGUUCCCGACUUGGCUCUGGUCCGCUUCAUGGUGGAGGAUCACGACUAUACCUCAAGCAAUGACUUCCUAGGACAAUACACGUUACCUUUCACCAGUAUGCGGUCAGGUUACCGACAUGUUCCCUUGUUUAAGCUUGAUGGGUCCAGCCUUUCACCCUCUGCACUCUUCAUCCAUGUGAAGUUCAGCACCUGUCAGAGCAGUCCAUCCAGAUCCUAAGCUGAUCACCAGGGAGGUUAACAUCCAAGUGUCAAACCAAGAGAGUCUAACCUUGCCUCCUCUCACACAGCAGCUGACAUAACCAACUAACGAGGAUGCAAAAUCUGGUUUAUGUGCUCACAGAAGUCCUACUAUGGCAAAAAACCUUUAUCUAUUUUUAUUUUAGUAGUAGGCCUUAUGUUAUCUUAGUUAUGCUUAGAUUUAUCAAAAGAAAGGAAACACUAUUCAAAAUUCUAAAGCUGUAUUGCUGCUGGACAUAUCCAGUGACUUGAGUGAAAAACUAGUCACUGUUGUGGUGAAAACCUGAAGAAUUUCUGUUUUCUUUGGCAAAAAAGAAGAAAGAGAAAACUGUUUAAAUCUGCUGUUCUUUUGCAUGACAGUUAAACAUAUUAUCAGACUUCAUCUCUUCAUUUCUAACAGAAAACGCUCUUAUGUACCAUAUGCCUUAGUCACAACUGCCCUAAUGGGUGGAUACGAGCCGUCUGCGGGUGAAAAAUGGGCAAAUCUUUAUAAGACAUGCAGGUGGCCCACAAAUAAUUUCAACAUCAUAGACCUUAAGGCAAAAAUAUUCAUUAUUAUAUAAUGCACAUUUUUUCUACAGGCCUACAGGUUGUAGCAAACACUUAUACAACAUAUAAGGGGGAAGGUGCGUAGGUGAGACACAGGCACGUCAUCCAAAAUUUUCAAUUUUUUCAACCCUACAAACCCUGCGCACCCUUUGCACACUCCAUGUGUGCAGCCUGCCUGUUAAGCUGCGUUCAUGUCAAUAGCAAUUUGCGCAGCAAAUUCGCAACAGUCGGCUCUCUUUCGCUGUGUGAACACCUUUCUUUCCAGAACACCUUUCUUUCCAGAACACCUUUCUGUCCAGAGCUUGACGCCCCUGCCCCGUGUGAAAGGAGCUUCCAGCAAAUAUUUUUAGCCUGAUAGUAACAUGGAGCGGUGUCUGCGUUUUUGCUGUUUACAAUAAACGGAAGACAUGGAUAAUGUUCAAGGUUUGUGCCCGGCCGGAAUUAUAUGACAUCAAGUCUUUUAUAUAUAUCCAAAUAGAGCUUGCACCACUUUGACUUUUCGGACUGUAGGAACAAGCGUUGGCAUCUGGUAGCGAAAGUCCAGUGUGAACACCAUACGCUAAAAGCACGGUUAUUAAUGGCUGUUCAGCGCGUUCUUGAACACAUAUCACAUGUUAGUGUAUAUGUAGCAUCAAACUUACCACACACACAAUAAUUGUACGUGGCAUAUUCAUAACGUCCUUAAGGUGGCCUCGUGGGCUUUAAGUGAACUGCAGGACAUUGAGCUCACUUAAAGAUUGGGUGCACUUGUCCACUAACCUCCAUGGGCCCGGACAACCCAAAAACCCACAGCACAACCCCCUGUAUGGCUGCAUGCGACUAAGGCAUUGAAUAGAACAAACUUUCACCACUUUUCUUCAAUUUCAUGUAAACAGCUCAUUUAACCUUUUAUUGUCUCUAUGGUCUCAGAACACCAGCUGCGGUUACAUGGACAAAAGUAAUCGGAGUAAACGUCUGAUCAGCAUAAAAAUGCGUCAUGUAAACUCACUGUUCGGAGUACUCAUUCUAAUCAAAAUUCCCUUCCGAUCGAGAUAGGUGGGUUAUGCCGAUUGUUGAUACGAUCAUAGUGGAUGUAAACAAUUUUUUCUGAUUGUGGGUCACUACUACUCUGGCUUUUACGUCAUGUGUAAACAAUGUGCAUAUGUAAACAUUUGUUAUAAUUGGAUAAAGUUUUUCUGGGCCCAUGUAUACAGUUCAAUUCUAAGCUGAUCUUUGAUCUGUUCAAAGACAUUUUGCACUUGUAACCGCAGCUACUGAGUUACUGCUGUUUUUGAAGUCUGGGGGUGCUGUAGCGUCCGGGACAUGUUCCUGGAAAAAACUCCACUCUGAUGUUGAAGCUUCAGGCACUAUAGUAUUUAUUUAAAGUAUUUACUCAGCAACAAAUUAAGGCAGUCUAAAGUGAAGAAAUAUUUCAGGGAAACACUGUCAAACCAUCUGUCUGCAGUUAGGUCAGGAAGGGCAGUGGUAAGUCCUAGAUAUACCACAUCAUCCUUGGGUGUCAAAUACUUUAUUGUCCCAUUUGUGCCAAGGCCAUAUAUUUUAUUUUAAAAAUUGUUGUCACAUACUUGGGUAUGAGAAGAUUAAAAAAUAUUUCUAUCCAGGGCUCUUAAGUCUUAUGUGUGAACCUAUACCUAAGUGUUAAUGAAACACUAAGUGUUUCCUUAUUCUUCCUAAAAACUUAAAGAAAGGAUGAGGCUUGCUCAGACAGCAUUGUCAGUUAUGGAGUACCACAGAGGCUCUCUGUUUGAUGCAAUUCUGUUUAGUAUUUACUUUCAUCAAUUAUUAUUAGUCAAGAUAGCAUACAUUUAUUUUGUUUUUUGAUGAUACAUAGUUUUGCCUAUCUAUUUAACCAGAAUUAUCUCACAGUUUACAAGACUUAAGGGAUAUCUUAGUAAUUUAAAGAUUUUGAUUACUUUUACUUGUACAGAAUCCCACUGGAUGACAUCAUUGUGGUCUUCAGAGAUGUGAGACACUUUAGAGUCAUUUUUUAUGAAAUCAAGUUUGUGGAAUUUUCUUCUUUCAUCUCCUACAAUAUUUCUAAAAUCAGGACUAUCCAUCAAUUUUCUAAACCCACUGUAUUCCAUCUGAGGUCAUUAGGAUCCUGGACACCAACUACUGAAGGCAUCACUUGAUAAUUCUCUGGACAAUUCAUCAGUUCACUGCAAACAUACCCAUUUACACCUUAGAAAUAUUAGAAACAUACAGCAUGUUUUUGGACUGUGAUAUAAAGCAGAAGUACCCAAGAAAAGAACCCUGCAUGCCCUGACAAAACUCAUGCAUGCAGAGGAGAACGUGCAAAGCCUAUAUAAGAAGCUUGCCAACUAAGACCUUUUGCUGUAUUGGGGAAUGUGAUUUCAAAAUUAUUUUACUAAAAAAAAAGUUAAAAAGGAAGAGCCAUCUCAUAAUUUCUUUCUUUCUUUUCCUCAACCAACUAACUUUGAGAGAAUGUGGGUGGUGGCACGGCUUACAGCCCCAAAGCCCCAAGGGCCAAAUGUUGUCACAAUUUUUUCUUUUCCUAAUCCAAGGAUCUUAAGUAUUUUUCUCCUUUUUUGGGUGCUCCUCGUCCUUUUUGUCAGUGAAGUCUGUUUGCAUUCAAACUAAAGAAACCCACACUUUAUUUCACCUGCAAGUUAAGAAUACCAUUAUUUUCAAGAGGAACCAAGUUAUCUUCAGGUCAGAACACCUGCCAAACCAAGAGGACCGUCAAAGGAAACCAGUAAAUGCCCCUCAAGAUGAACAAUGUACUGCUGAAGGGGAAUGUGUCACCAUACAAAGUGACAUUAAUGUUUUGGUUUGUGCUAAAGCAAUAUAUGUAAUCAUGAUCCAAAAACAGUUCCAGCAUUCAUGCCUGCAUUGAAGUUGUUGGUUUUUUGUUUUUUAAGUGCUCCUGGUUGUGUUCAUCGUAGAACCUUAAAGUAAAACUCACUCAGAGCGUCUUACAAACACAGAUGAGCGCUAUGGUAGCAACAAAGAGUUGAGGGGGUUACAAAAGAGCAUAUCGGCUGUGGAUGCUAAGAAUCAAACCACAAACUCUUUAGAUUAUGACUUCUCUACCUCCUGAUCCACAUCUGUCUAUGACUUUUUAAUGUACUAUAACAGUGUUUUAAAUAUUUCUGUACUAACAAAUGAAGAUGGGAUGGUUUUCAAUCAGAGCUAUGUUUGUAAGCUAUUUUACCAGGAGGUGUACUUAUGUACUGUUGUAAAGUUUUACAGUUGUCCCAAAUGAGAGAAAUAAAGUCUAACAAAUUCA